AUGACCAGUCCUUGGGAAGAGAAAGCCUGCAAAAUGGCUCAAACCAGUUUGCUGCAGGGGAAGCAGUUUUACUGUAGAGAGUGGGUUUUCCACAAGCUUCAGCAUUGCCUGCAGGAGAAAACUAACUGUAGUAACAGUGCUGUCAACAACCCAUCCCUUGUGAAUCCUGGGAAUAAUGCUAGUGUUGUCUCUGGGAAAGGAGCAGCCUGGGGUGUGUUGUUGGUAGGAGGGCCUGGCAGUGGUAAGACAGCCCUCUGUACUGAGCUAUUGUGGCCAAGUUCACCUACAAGUUUGCAGAGAGGUUUACAUCGACAAGCCCUGGCCUUUCAUUUUUGCAAAGCCCAGGACUCUGACACCCUGUGCGUUGGAGGAUUUGUUCGAGGUCUAGUUGCUCAGAUCUGCCACAGUGGACUAAUCCAGGGGUAUGAGGACAAGCUAAGAGAUCCAGCAGUCCAAAGCCUCUUACAACCUGGGGAAUGCGAGAGGAACCCAGCUGAAGCUUUUAAAAGGUGUGUUCUCCUCCCUCUUUUGGGAAUGAAGCCACCCCAACAGAGUCUAUAUCUGCUUGUUGAUUCUGUUGAUGAAGGUUGUAAUAUUGCUGAAGGUGAACAGACUUCAGGCUUGUCUGGGACUGUGGCAGAGCUGUUAGCUGGUCAUCAUGAAUUCUUUCCACCUUGGCUGCUACUUCUCUGCUCUGCACGCAAACAGAGUAAGGCUGUUACCAAAAUGUUUACAGGCUUUCGAAAAAUAAGUCUUGAUGAUCUUCGGAAAGCUUACAUUGUUAAGGAUGUUCAACAGUACAUUCUCCAUCGUCUAGAUCAAGAAGAAGCCUUGAGACAGCAUCUCACAAAGGAAACUGCAGAAAUGUUGAAUCAACUCCAUAUCAAAAGCAGCGGUUGUUUUCUUUAUCUAGAACGAGUUCUAGAUGGAGUUGUGGAAAAUUUUAUUAUGUUAAGAGAAAUCCGUGAUAUCCCCGGAACCCUCAAUGGGCUAUAUCUCUGGCUCUGUCAAAGACUUUUUGUGAGGAAACAAUUUGCAAAAGUUCAACCUAUUCUGAAUGUAAUUCUUGCAGCAUGCCGACCACUAACCAUAACAGAAUUAUAUCAUGCAGUAUGGACCAAAAAUAUGUCAUUGACCAUAGAAGACUUCCAACGCAAAUUAGACGUACUCUCGAAACUUCUUGUUGAUGGACUAGGAAAUACUAAAAUACUGUUUCAUUAUAGUUUUGCAGAGUGGCUACUAGAUGUCAAACAUUGCACACAAAAAUAUUUAUGUAAUGCAGCAGAAGGACACAGAAUGCUUGCAAUGAGUUAUACCUGUCAAGCAAAAGAUUUAACUCCUUUAGAAGCUCAAGAAUUUGCAUUACACUUGAUUAAUUCAAACUUACAAUUAGAGACUUCUGAGUUAGCUCUCUGGAUGAUAUGGAAUGGUACACCCGUCCGAGAUUCUCUGUCUACUUUGAUCCCCAAAGAACAGGAAGUCCUGCAGUUGUUGGUUAAAGCAGGCGCACAUGUCCACAGCGAAGAUGAUCGCACCUCUUGUAUUGUCCGGCAAGCCUUAGAAAGGGAAGAUUCUAUUCGAACUUUAUUAGACAAUGGAGCUUCUGUAAACCAGUGUGAUUCAAAUGGGAGAACUUUGUUGGCUAAUGCCGCAUAUAGUGGCAAUCUUGAUGUUGUUAACUUACUCAUUUCCAGGGGAGCAGAUUUGGAGAUUGAAGAUGCUCAUGGCCAGACAGCGCUGACACUGGCCGCUCGACAAGGACAUACCAAGGUGGUUAACUGUUUGAUCGGCUGUGGAGCUAAUAUCAAUCACAAUGACCAUGACGGCUGGACAGCAUUACGAUCUGCUGCUUGGGGAGGUCACACCGAGGUUGUUUCUGCUCUUCUUUAUGCUGGAGUCAAAGUUGAUUGUGCAGAUGCCGACAGUCGAACUGCCUUGAGAGCGGCAGCCUGGGGAGGGCACGAAGAUAUCGUGCUGAACUUACUUCAGCACGGUGCCGAAGUUAACAAAGCCGACAACGAAGGGAGAACUGCUCUGAUAGCUGCGGCCUACAUGGGACACAGAGAAAUCGUGGAACACUUGCUGGACCAUGGGGCAGAAGUGAACCAUGAGGACGUGGAUGGGAGGACCGCCCUCUCUGUGGCUGCACUUUGUGUGCCUGCCAGUAAAGGGCACGCAUCCGUCGUUAGCCUUUUAAUUGAUCGUGGCGCUGAGGUGGACCACUGCGAUAAAGAUGGCAUGACUCCCUUGUUGGUAGCUGCCUAUGAAGGACACGUGGAUGUUGUCGACUUGCUUCUAGAAGGGGGAGCAGAUGUGGAUCAUACAGAUAACAAUGGCCGGACUCCCCUUUUAGCAGCAGCUUCUAUGGGCCAUGCUUCAGUAGUAAAUACACUUUUAUUCUGGGGGGCUGCCAUUGAUAGCAUCGAUAGUGAAGGUAGGACGGUCCUGAGCAUAGCUUCAGCACAAGGAAAUGUGGAGGUGGUACGAACUCUGCUGGACAGAGGCUUAGACGAAAAUCACCGGGAUGAUGCAGGAUGGACCCCGCUGCACAUGGCAGCUUUUGAAGGGCACAGGCUAAUAUGUGAAGCGCUCAUUGAGCAAGGAGCCAGAACAAAUGAGAUAGAUAACGAUGGCCGCAUACCUUUCAUUUUAGCUUCCCAAGAGGGACAUUAUGAUUGUGUGCAGAUAUUACUGGAAAAUAAAUCUAACAUUGAUCAAAGAGGAUACGACGGAAGGAAUUCCUUGCGGGUUGCUGCUUUAGAAGGACACAGGGACAUUGUUGAACUACUUUUUAGCCAUGGAGCGGAUGUCGACUACAAAGAUGCUGAUGGCCGGCCCACACUUUACAUCUUGGCUCUUGAAAAUCAACUUACGAUGGCCGAGUACUUUUUAGAAAAUGGUGCAAAUGUGGAAGCAAGCGAUGCCGAGGGGAGGACGGCACUUCAUGUCUCCUGCUGGCAGGGCCAUUUAGAAAUGGUGCAGCUUCUGAUGACAUACCAUGCCGAUAUUAAUGCUGCGGACAACGAAAAGCGGUCUGCUUUGCAGUCAGCAGCCUGGCAGGGCCAUGUAAAGGUGGUCCAGGUUUUGAUUGAACACGGGGCUGUAGUUGACCACACAUGUAACCAAGGUGCAACUGCUCUCUGCAUUGCUGCUCAAGAAGGACACAUUGAUGCUGUGCAGAUAUUGCUAGAACAUGGUGCUGACCCAAAUCAUGCAGAUCAGUUCGGACGUACUGCUAUGCGGGUUGCUGCCAAAAAUGGACAUUCUCAGAUAAUUAAAUUAUUGGAAAAAUACGGUGCAUCUAGUUUAAAUGGUUGUUCACCAUCUCCUGUUCACACAAUGGAGCAAAAGCCUUUGCAGUCAGUAUCUUCGAAAAUGCAAUCAUUAACAAUAAAAUCAAAUAGUUCUGGGAGUACUGGUGGAGGAGAUAUGCAGCCUACAUUGCGGAGCUUAUCAAAUGGGCCAACUCAUGCAUUCAGUUCUCCUUCAGAAUCUCCAGAUUCCACAGUUGAUCGCCAGAAAUCAUCACUAUCGAAUAAUUCUCUUAAAAGCUCCAAAAAUUCUUCUUUAAGAACUACUUCUUCAACAGCAACUGCUCAGACGGUCCCCAUUGAUAGCUUCCACAACAUGUCUUUUACAGAGCAGAUACAGCAGCAUUCAUUGCCACGAAGCCGAAGUAGACAGUCAAUUGUUUCCCCAUCUUCUACAACACAAUCCUUAGGACAGAGUCAUAAUUCACCAAGUAGUGAGUUUGAGUGGAGCCAAGUAAAGCCCAGUUUGAAAUCAACUAAAGCAAAUAAAGGGGGAAAAUCAGAAAAUUCUAAUAAAUCUAGUUCUGUUGGGAAAAAAUCUAAACCUAGCAAUUCUUCACAACCAAAAGUUUUAGAAUAUGAAAUGACUCAAUUUGAUAAAAGGGUACCUGCUGCCAAAUCUGGGACUAGUACACCACUAAAGCAAAUGCCAACAGAAUCACAGUGUAAAAUUAUGAUUCCUCCAUCUCAGCAAGAAGUUGGUCGAUCUCAGCAACAAUUCCUAAUUAAUCAACAAAGUGGUGAACAGAAGAAGAGAAAUGGAAUAAUGACAAAUCCAAAUUAUCACCUACAAAACAAUCAAGUUUUCCUUGGUAGGGUUUCAGUCCCACGAACAAUACAGGAUAGAGGGCAUCAGGAAGUUCUAGAAGGCUAUCCUCCUGCAGAGACAGAGUUAAGCCUUAAACAAGCCCUGAAGCUUCAGAUUGAUGGUUCAGAUCCAAGUUUCAACUACAAAAAGGAAACGCCUUUAUAAAAGUUCCCAUUUCUGUGAAACAGAGACAUUUGUCGCUAGCAUGAUUCAUCAGCUGCCUGGGACAAAAGCAUCUAAUGCCUGUUGAACAGCUGGAGAAAUGAAGACUGUGAUCUGUGCAGUACAGUUACCUUCAUUACUAUAACGUGCCUACAUUUGAAGGCUGCCUUCUCAGUGUAAUCCUCUGUGCUUCAAAAUUUUAUUUUGUGUACUUUGUAUUCACUACACAGAAUAAGCACUUUUUUUUCUUAAAUGCAGAUACAUAUUGGCUGCGUUUCCCUGA
Gracilinanus agilis (Agile Gracile Mouse Opossum) is the source of this 4564-nucleotide messenger RNA. It is a transcript of the gene ANKRD50, whose product is annotated as ankyrin repeat domain 50. Lineage: Eukaryota; Metazoa; Chordata; Mammalia; Didelphimorphia; Didelphidae. The transcript has 4 exons. The record is from RefSeq and is a predicted model, not a curated record. Bases 1 to 4284 code for a protein of 1427 amino acids. Gene Ontology annotation, molecular function: protein binding.